CCUUUUUCUUACGGAGGUUUCACUUCCGUUUCCUCUUCGUCACUGCCACACAGACUUGACUUGGGUUUAUACACCAAAAGACAAAAAAAUGUCCACACCGACACCUGGCUCAACUCACCAAGCGGACGGAUCAACUUGCUUAUUGUAACCAACCUGAGCGACACCGGUGAACUCGGUAUUUUCCAUCUCCCGGUCAGACCAAUAUGAGCCGCCCGUGUGUGUCUGCUUUCAGCGGAGUGAGCUUACAAAGUGCGCAGAGGGUCUCAUCGCGGUAGCUAGCGUUAGCCCUGCAGAGCUGCCGUCUGUGGGCCGCUCUGGCUGCAUCACUCACGGGACAGGUACCUUUCAAUUAGCCAAGACUCAGCACCAUGAAUCUGUUACGUCUAGUGUGCCGCCACAAGACAGCCCUGGUCAUUGGCACUGUGUGCAGCUUUGCUGUAGUUCUGGUCUUCUUGGCCAAAUGUACCUCAGAAACCCUGAAACAGGGCCACCAGGACCCUCCAGGCUUAGCCCCUCAUGCCAGUGCUUUGCAGUCCCAUCCAGAGCAGCACAAUCCCCCUUCUACAUCCAAAGACUUGUCAGCGUUCCUCGUGGUCCUCAUCACAACCGGACCCAAGUACACAGAGCGGAGGAGCAUCAUCCGCAGCACCUGGUUGGCCAAGCGGGACUCUGAUGUUCUCGCCAUGUUUGUGGUGGGAACUCAGGGGCUUUCCAGCGAGGACCUACAGAACCUUAACACAGAGCAAGGGCGGCACAAGGACUUGCUCUUACUGCCUGACUUGCGAGAUUCUUACGAGAACUUAACACUCAAGCUCCUGCACAUGUACUCCUGGCUGGACCAGAACGUGGAGUUCAAGUUUGUCCUCAAAGCAGAUGACGACACAUUUGCUCGCUUGGACCUCCUAAAGGAGGAGCUGAAGGGGAAAGAGCCCAGCCGCUUAUACUGGGGCUUCUUCUCAGGGAGAGGGCGAGUGAAGACUGCUGGGAAGUGGCGGGAAAGCUCUUGGGAGCUUUGUGACUACUACCUGCCCUACGCGCUGGGUGGGGGCUACAUCCUCUCCUCCGACCUGGUACGUUACGUGCAUCUUAAUGCAGGCUACUUCAAGACGUGGCAGAGUGAGGAUGUGUCACUGGGCGCCUGGCUGGCACCAGUGGAUGUGCGGCGGACGCAUGACCCACGCUUUGACACAGAGUAUAAAUCGCGUGGUUGCAACAACAAAUACUUGGUGACACAUAAGCAGAGCUUGGAGGACAUGUUGGAGAAACACCAGACUCUGCAGCGUGACGGCAGGCUCUGCAAGGAGGAGGUCAAGCUGCGGCUGUCCUACGUGUAUGACUGGAGUGUGCCACCCUCACAGUGCUGCCAAAGGAAGGAUGGCAUUCCUUAGUUUUUGUCCUUUUCACAAGGCCCUGAAGUUGGCUUCUGAUUUGUAUCUUCAAGUCAGGGGGAGGUUAAGGGAUAAUUCUCCAGUGUUACACCUUUUAAAGUUAUGUAGCAGGUUCCAGCCAACAUAGUAGAUGCUUUAAUGAUGAAAGAAACCCCAUUUCAGAUUUGGAAAACCAUUUUUCUUAUAGUUACAGUAUACACACACGUAUAGUUAUACAACUUAAAAGCUUCGUACUACGAUGCCUACCUCCAGUUUCACAGUUUUAAAGGGUGUAACAGUGGGGAGUUGACUGAAAAAUAAUACCCCUUAACUCUCAAACAGGAAGUCAGUUUCAGGCUCGUGUCCUUUUCAACCAGUUAACUCCUUUGGCCUUGUUUUUCGGACCUAUGUCAGUGCUCUCCUCACCGCCAGUUCACCACGUCGGUGGCCUACUUCUCUCCUCUGUCUGUGCUGCUUCUGCUGUACCUCUUGCUCAAUAUUUUCCAACACUAUUCGAUAUGUUUCACCAUUAUUUCAGUGUAGUAGUACUGUACAGGGAAACCAGACGGGAGAAUCUCACCCUGCCAUGAUGUCUACUUUUUUUGUGAAAGCAGUUUUUAUUUGUAUUUUAUUUAUUGUUAAUUUAUUCGGCAGCAAACACAACACACUGGUACUGAGUUGGGACAGAACCACGGUGGAUGUGGUUGCUGCUUGUGAGUGGAGUUUGUAUUUAUAAAUGUGUUUGGGGGAAAUCAUGCGUAAUUCACUUUUUAAAUGUAAAAUUUUUGUUUACGGUCAACGGUACAACAAAGUUUCAUCUGUUUGGAGGUGCAAAGAAUGUGUAAGAGAAAAUGGUUGAAUGUGUUUUAUUCAGCAGGCCUUCUUAUUCCUCAUACUGGAGCUUAUGUGAGGAUACUUACAUUUCCAAGGCAGCCGUCACACUUCAGAGUUUAGGUCAGUACUUUUACUGUGUGGAGAUAUCAAGUUAUUAAUGUUUGUCUGCAGCGCACCACAGAUUCAGAAUGAGAAACUUGAUAUAGACUACCAGCCGGCACUUGGUCACUUUUUUAAAACAGGAAACAAAGUUUUAAAGUCCAUAAAUUAUUAUUCAACGACUUGUUUUUUUCUGAUGUUAUGCUCUCCAACCAGAACUUACCCUGUGAUGUCACUAGCUCUGUCCUGAAACUUGUGAAAUGUGUACAGCAUCGCUUAAAGGGUACGAUAUGACGAUGGAGCACCAACAUUUAAGAAAUGCUGCAAGAGGAGCCAUGUCCGAGCUUAUUUUUAUGGCGGCUUAUACAUUUUUUUUGUUAACAAUGACAUGACUUAUUUUCUCAUUGUUGUCACUAGCAAACCACAAUUCAGUACAACCUAUGUUUCAGUGUUUGUUUUUACGUGUAUGGUCAGCCUCC
Epinephelus fuscoguttatus (brown-marbled grouper) is the source of this 2779-nucleotide messenger RNA. It is a transcript of the gene b3galt6, whose product is annotated as UDP-Gal:betaGal beta 1,3-galactosyltransferase polypeptide 6. Gene Ontology annotation, molecular function: UDP-galactosyltransferase activity. Gene Ontology annotation, biological process: glycosaminoglycan biosynthetic process. Lineage: Eukaryota; Metazoa; Chordata; Actinopteri; Perciformes; Serranidae. The coding region runs from base 369 to 1388 and encodes 339 amino acids. The record is from RefSeq and is a predicted model, not a curated record. Gene Ontology annotation, cellular component: membrane. The transcript has 2 exons.